GAAAAAAAAAAAGUUUCUGAAAGAGAUGGGAAACAUUCCAGUUAGGUUUUAUUGUGUCAUCUGUAAAAAGGUCCCACAGUGUACUUUCCUGAUUCAGAUUCCACGCUUCUGCUCUGAGUAAUGUUCCAGCAGGCAGGAUGCUGGGGAUGGGGUGCCCAACACAAAACCCUGCUGGAGCAUUGAGCAGGCUGGACAGUCAGAAAACACAUCUGAAAAGUAUUUGUCUGCAAUAUCAGCUGUAUCUUCUUCUGAACAGCCAUUUCUUUUGCCUUUUAAAGAAUGAGAUGGGACUAAUCAUCUUCUUCCUAUGUGCUUAUGUACCAAAGACAGUAGCAGGUCAUUGCAAGUGGGCAGAAGUUCUGAAAGAUUUGGAGCAGAUCAAGACAUCCAAAGACAUUGAUGUCAGUUUAUAUACUGCAAACACAGAUGAGGGUAAAGAAUGCCAAGAACCUGUAAUAAGAUGCUUUUUCUUAGAGACAGAAGUGAUUCUUCAAGAAUGUCUUAUCAAAAAUUGUAGUAAAACACAGGAUGUAUGGAACGUAUGGAAAAAUGGAAAUGCAAGCUUAGAAAAUAACAAGUUGAAUUCCAAAACAUCAGCAAAAUGCAAAGAAUGUGAAGAGUAUGAAGAAAAAAAUUUUACAGAAUUUAUACAGAGUUUUGUAAAGGUUAUACAGAAGGAAUGCAAACACUGACCAAAUGACACAAGCUGGGAACCAAGAUUCUUCCACGAACAUCCUCAGAGAAAUUAGAUUAUCACCAACAAUAAACUAGAAAGAACAUCACUUACAAUCCUACUUACAUAACAUAACAUGUAAACAAAGAAUAAUAAAAUCCCUGUAAUUCACAAUGUAUUCAUAACUGAAUACAUACAAAUGAUAAUACUUAGGAAAUAUAAAUGAAAGGAAUUUAACAGUGUUUAAAGCUUCUUCUUGACUUAAAGUAAGUCUUUUGGUAAGUCCACCAGAAAAGAAAUCCUGCCUAAUUUACCAACCUUUCAACAAAAUUCUCUAAGAAGAUCUCAGGGUAUCUGCAGUAGGAACCUCCUCAUGAAUAUCAGUUCAGGGCUAACUGAAUGGGGUUUCAGAGAAAAGCUCUUCUUUUAUUAUUAUUCAUA
This is a messenger RNA of Haliaeetus leucocephalus (bald eagle), 1114 nucleotides long. It is a transcript of the gene IL15, whose product is annotated as interleukin 15. Gene Ontology annotation, molecular function: cytokine receptor binding; cytokine activity. Gene Ontology annotation, biological process: positive regulation of T cell proliferation; neutrophil activation; immune response. The record is from RefSeq and is a predicted model, not a curated record. Bases 138 to 692 code for a protein of 184 amino acids. The transcript has 7 exons. Gene Ontology annotation, cellular component: extracellular region. Lineage: Eukaryota; Metazoa; Chordata; Aves; Accipitriformes; Accipitridae.